Messenger RNA from Akanthomyces muscarius, 1086 nucleotides. RefSeq lists its product as uncharacterized. The record is from RefSeq and is a predicted model, not a curated record. Lineage: Eukaryota; Fungi; Ascomycota; Sordariomycetes; Hypocreales; Cordycipitaceae. The transcript has 4 exons. Gene Ontology annotation, molecular function: metallopeptidase activity. The coding region runs from base 1 to 1086 and encodes 361 amino acids.
AUGGCCGCCACUUCACUGGCUUUGACAACCGUAUUGUUCAUGCCUGGUGCUUUUGGUGCCGCUAUUCAAAGCGAGGGGCUCGAGAGAUGCGACUUCGACUCUGAGUCGACGCUGAGCCCGAGUCCUGCGAGCGACGCCGCUAAGCGACAGAGCAACGCGGAUCUUGACACCGCCCUGGAAAGCAUCUUUGGUCGUCCCUCUGCCGAUGGUGACCAGAAGCCUAGCCAGGAUAGCCUCGAAAGUAUUUUUGGCAAGCCUCCUGCGGGAAGCGAACAACAAACUAGUUUGGAUAUCCUCGGGAGUGUCUCUGGCAAGCCCCCUGCCGGCGACGACGAGCAGGAGCUUAGCCCGGAAUAUCUUGAAAGCAUCUUUGGCAAGCCUCCCCCACCUCCUCAGGGCGCCGAUGCGAAUGUCCCCGAAAGCAGUGGCCAGACACCUGCUCCCAACGAUGACGGCCGAGUACUUAGUGUCGGCGUCUACAUGCACAUUGUUGGAAAACCCGGCAACAACGAAUCGGUCGAGUUUUUCCUGAGUCGCGGUGAUCUUGACAAGCAGAUCGAUGCCAUGAACAGGUACUAUACGCCAGCCAAUAUUUCCUUCCACCUGCUGGAUGCGGACUGGACAGAGGACAUCUUGCUAUCAAGCUCGAGAGGGCUUCGUACCCCUCUGGCGCAUAGUCUGCACAAGGGCACGGUCGCAGACCUCAACAUGUUCUGGGUCAAGCCCAAUAGUCUUCGCUAUGGCGGAACCUCAAAGACCUUCUUCGCAGGCGGCGAAGAUAUAAAGUCUGACGGAGUCAUUAUUGGCACCAACACGAUUCCUGGAGGCUCGCACCCUGUUAUGAAUAUGGGCGUGACGGGUGUUCAUGAAGCCGGCCACUGGCUCGGACUUCACCAUACGGGGUUCACCCUGCCGGGUGAUUGUGAGCCCAACUGGCUCAACAAUCCUGGCCAGGGCAACGAGCCGUGCGGUCAUAGAUGCGAUGCCAACUUUAUGAGCUAUGGUGCCGAUGCGUGCUUGACAGAGUUUACCCCUCAGCAGAUCGAGACCAUGCGAGACGUUGCGAUCAAUAAGCGCGGGCUUUAG